CAGCAGGGUCCUGUUCGCAUUAUCUGCACAACUCUACAGUUACAAGCGUACAUACGCGUUCCCGGUAGUAAUUUUGCAGCUGUUGUCCAGUAGGCGAACGCGAUGGGCCCUCUUUCGAUCGUGUCCCUGACCUUCAUGAGCUGCAUUGUUCUGUUAAUUGCCGAGCAGCCUUUCAAUCACUGCACAUGUCGAGGGAGAGUCUUAAAUUGCCGUCGUCGGUCCUUCUACAGGUACAGAAUCGGAAACAAAGAGGAUGCGACUGCAAGCCCCCAGGAGGGCGCAACUCCUAAUGGGUCGGUGCCUCGCCUCGACGUGCAAACAAUCUGCCCCGGCGCCACCGACGUGCAAUUAAGCAACCUGAACCUCCGGGCGUUUCCUGGCGGUUUGGACGAGGAGAACAUCACCAAAAUUGACUUGUCCGACAACCUGAUAACCGCGCUGCCCGACGCGGGGAUGUUGGGUCCCGACGUGAAGAGGUUGGAUCUGUCGGCGAACGCCAUCGAGGGGCCGGGGGCGGAGGCGGGGACGCAGCUCCGGCCGCUGGAGGAGCUCCUCCUGGGGUGGAACCGUCUGCGCCACCUGAGCUUCCUGCCCGCGCCCUGCGGGCUGCGCCGCCUGCAGCUCACAGUCAACUUCAUCGACCGUCUGGACGGGGGCUGGCUGCGCCGCUGCGCGCGCCUGGAGUCCCUGACGCUCCUGGCCAACAACGUGUCUGCGCUGCCGGCCGGCGCGUUCGCGGGGCUCGGCCACCUGCGCGAACUCACGCUCUCCAAGAACCCCGUUCAGGAGCUCAGCGACAGGGCAUUUGACGGUCUAUCUCAACUGGAAUCACUGAGAAUGGAAAAUACUCGAUUAGCAACUUUGCCUAACAAUGCCUUCGCGUCCUUGAGGCACCUCGACCUCCUCGGGCUUUCUGACAAUCCUUUUGCUAGUCUACCUCCUCAUGCUUUUAGGGGACUAGUAAAUCUUCGCUCACUGGACCUGAACAACGCGCUUCACAAUGUAACUCUGAACGAGAACCUGUUCGCGGAGCUUCGCAACCUCCGGAAACUAUUCCUCGAUCGUAACAGCCUCGCUUUCCUACCUAACAAUAUAUUUCACCAACAGAAUCUACUCGAAGAACUUCAUCUCCAAAGUAACCAAAUUUCACAUGUAUCCGAAAACACAUUCACGUCUCUGAGAAACCUCAAAGUUCUCCGUUUGGAUCGCAAUCACUUCGCAGAGAUGCCCGGCAGCAUCAUCUGCAACCUCCCUCUUCUCCAAGAACUCCAGAUGCCUUACAACCGCUUGACGACGCUACCCGAUCUGGCAGGCUGCCAGUCUCUGCGCACGGCCAAUUUCUUCAACAACUCCGUGGCUGCUCCGUCAGAAGCCCUGGUCCGGGCGGCGCUCGCCCGCGGCCCGCGGGACGUGGGCCUGGAGGGGAACCCGGUGCGCGCAUCGUCGCUGCGCUGGGUGCUGCGCGCGGGCGGCGUGGAGGCGUUCGCGCGCGACUGCGCGUGCGGGGGCGUGCGCAGCCGUUCGUCGGGCGCCGAGGUGCGCUUCUGCGUGGUGGCGCCUUGCGGCCCGCCCUCGCCCUUCGUCUCAUGGAUGGAGGCCGUCGCCGCCGCCAACUAAUCACGGCUUCGUGAUGGGUUUUUUUCUCACUCUGGCGAUUUUUUAAACUUUGCAUCAGAGCAACAUCACCUACAUGUAUCUAGAAAGUGAUGAACCGUCUUCACGUUUCGCGUCUUUCUCGAUCCUGCCGCUAGAUGUCGCGGCCGUAUCAAGCAGUGGUUGGUGUAGUCGCGAUCAUGCGACAUCUAGCGGCAC
This is a messenger RNA of Gryllus bimaculatus (two-spotted cricket), 1812 nucleotides long. The record is from the annotation of a GenBank genome assembly. Lineage: Eukaryota; Metazoa; Arthropoda; Insecta; Orthoptera; Gryllidae.